UUUUAUUUUUAAACAGAAAAUAAUUGUGCACAAGUGUAUCCACCCGAAUCCUUUAGAAGUUGUGCGGGAGUACCAAAAUUCCUGGAUUCCAAACACAAAGAUCAGGGGCUAGAGAAAUACAUCCAGAAGCCUGGAGAAGCUGCGGUGGUUUGAGGUGGGUUUUUAGUUAUAUUAUAAAGCGCUGUUCUCAGCCUCCAAGGACUAAGCAUCUGAGAAAGCCAGAAAGCUCGAAAAAUGGAUGAUGGCAUCUCCCGCAACAACAACAACAGCAACCAAAUUCUUUGCCCAAUCAAACCGAUUCGGUGCAUCGUUAAGCUUGGAGGUGCAGCAAUUACCUGCAAAAAUGAAAUAGAGAAGAUGAAUGAAGAAAGUAUUGAGAAAGUUUCAUCACAGCUGAGACAGGCAAUGAUUUCAGGGCUUUCUUCUCUGAAGAUUUGUGGGAUGGAUUGGAGCAAGCGACCUGGAAACUCUGAAGCUUCACCUACUGUGGAUGAUUUUAGUGAUCAAUCAUUGUUGGACUCUGACAGAUUUAUUGUUGUUCAUGGAGCAGGUUCUUUUGGGCACUUUCAGGCUAGCAAAUCUGGAGUUCAUAAAGGAGGAUUGAACCAACCUCUUGUCAAGGCUGGGUUUGUUGCUACACGCAUUUCUGUUACAACACUCAAUCUUGAAAUUGUUAGAGCACUGGCUAGAGAGGGUAUUCCUUCAAUUGGGAUGUCUCCAUUUUCAUGUGGAUGGUUGACUUCUGAAAGAAAUGUAGCCUCAGCUGAUGUGUCCAUGGUGGCAAAGGCUAUUGACUCAGGUUUUGUACCUGUUCUGCAUGGAGAUGCGGUCCUAGAUGAAGCUCAGGACUGCACCAUAUUGAGUGGAGAUGUAAUCAUUCGUCAUCUUGCAGCACAACUAAAGCCUGAAUAUGUUGUUUUUCUUACAGAUGUUCUUGGGGUAUAUGACCGUCCGCCAACAGAACCUAAUGCAGUACUUUUAAAGGAAAUUGCUGUGAGCGAAGAUGGGAGCUGGUCUGUAGUUAAACCAACACUGAAGGAGAUGAAUAAGCAAGUUGAGAUAACCGUAGCAGCCCAUGAUACAACUGGAGGAAUGGUAACCAAGAUAUGGGAAGCUGCAAUGAUUGCUAAACUUGGAAUUGAUGUCUACAUUGUGAAGGCAGCCACAGACGACUCUCUUAGGGCCCUGAGAGGGGAACUUAAAGGCAACAACGUUCCUGAGGAGUGGCUGGGGACUGUCAUCAGAUUGUUGAGAUAGAAAAUCUGGCCGGCUGGAUGUGCUUCUGUGUGUCAUGCUCCUUUCUUAGUUAUUAUGAUGAGCUCCUGUUUGAUCCUGGAAAAGGAUGAAAUUGGUUGUUAUUUUUAUUGUAUGAAGGAUCUCAGACAUACGAUACUCCUGAAGUGGUUUGCCCCAGAAAUUCAAGGGACCUUUGCUGGGAUUGCCGAUGCAUUUCUUCCUUUUAACUGCUCUUCCCAUCCCCCUUAACGGUCAUCUCGUAAACAAGGGUCUAACCUACAAGUGACCAUUUUUCUUGGUAUUUUAUUUGAUGAUAAAGUCUUGAGGAAUGUAGUUUAACCA
Molecule: messenger RNA, 1578 nt
Organism: Vitis vinifera (wine grape)
Lineage: Eukaryota; Viridiplantae; Streptophyta; Magnoliopsida; Vitales; Vitaceae
Product: isopentenyl phosphate kinase
Exons: 12
Coding region: 235-1257 (340 amino acids)
Cellular component (GO): cytosol
Molecular function (GO): kinase activity
Source: RefSeq, a predicted model, not a curated record